UUGUAUAUCUUUUUAUUGUCACAAGAAGUCUCAGCGUCCAAUGCCUAUUGGGUUGGAUUCCUGCCUUAGGGACGCCUUGAUCACAUCUAGUCACUACAACUGGGGCACUAAGAGACAACUGGGAAGCCAGGCUCGCCUCACCCUCCUCUUGGGAGAACAGCAGCAGCUCGGGUGAAUUAACCCGAAUUAAUAAAUAUUCGGCCAGCACGCACCCACCGAGUUACGAACAUUCAAUCCCUGCGUCUGUCUCUCGCUCUGUAACCGGCUGGGGGAAAUGGGUGGGGGAUGACAACACGGAUCGCUCAGCGGUUAUUUAUUUUCUCUUCCACUCAAUUCCUUCCUCCCCAAAUCUCGCUUGCAAGCUGCCUCCAGCCCGCGGGGGUCGACAGCGGCCCUUAAGCCCCCAGCCCCAAUCCGCAGAGCUCGGCCUUCCCAUUCAUUAUUGAUCAUAUUUUAUAAAUCCAAUGCCACAGAAUUUUUUCCACAUUACUGGGAGCCUCCGGGAGGCCGUUAUAUCAUUGGCCGAGGGGAUAUCACGUGGGCCGGGGUCACGUGGUCCGAAGAGGAAAAAGGGGGUCCUUUUGGUGUAAAUCUGGACUCUAAUUCUGUAAUAUAUCAAGGAAUCUCGUAAAACCGACACUAAAACGUCCCUGACUACAAAUCAUCCGGCCAAAUUAUGAGUUCAUUGUAUUAUGCGAAUGCUUUAUUUUCUAAAUAUCCAGCCGCAAGUUCGGUUUUCGCUCCAGGAGCCUUCCCCGAACAAACUUCUUGCGCCUUUGCCUCCAACCCCCAGCGCCCGGGCUAUGGAGCAGGUCCGGGCGCCCCCUUCUCCGCCUCGGUGCAGGGUCUGUACUCCGGCGGGGGGGGCAUGGCGGGCCAGAGCGCGGCCGGCGUCUAUGCGGCCGGCUACGGGCUCGAACCGAGUUCCUUCAACAUGCACUGCGCGCCCUUUGAGCAGAACCUCUCCGGGGUGUGUCCGGGCGACCCCGCCAAGGCGGCUGGCGCCAAGGAGCAGAGGGACUCGGACUUGGCGGCCGAGAGUAACUUCCGGAUCUACCCCUGGAUGCGAAGCUCAGGGACUGAACGAAAGCGGGGCCGCCAGACCUAUACGCGCUACCAGACCCUGGAGCUGGAGAAAGAAUUUCACUACAAUCGCUACCUGACUCGGCGGCGGCGCAUCGAGAUCGCGCACGCGCUCUGCCUCACCGAAAGACAGAUCAAGAUCUGGUUUCAGAACCGGCGCAUGAAGUGGAAAAAGGAGAACAAAACUUCAGGCCCAGGAACCACUGGCCAGGACAAGGCGGAAGCGGAGGAGGAGGAAGAGGAGGAAGAGUGAGAGACAGGGAAAGGGAAGAGGAGGAAAGAGAAGAGAGGGAGAACCCAAUUAUGGGAACUGAAGCACGGAACUCAAAUAAGGGGGCAAACUAUUUAAGUGAAGAAGUCUAAAAAAUUAAGGAAAGAGAUGGGUGAAAUUUGGGUUUCUUACUACUAUAAAAAAAAAAUACUACCUAUGGGAAAGUGUGUGGUCUGUUUUUGUACAGUCUGGGAAGGACAUUAUCUACCUGCUCUGUGGCUUUCUGGAAUGUGCCUCCCCUUUUCUAUGUUGCUAGUAAGGUCUUUGUAACAUCCUGCUGUUUUGUAAGCCCUCUUUGAAGCUGUCUUUGUGAACUGUGGUCCCAGAUGAGCGGAUUAACCUGUGGUUCCUCACCUACCCUAUACUUCCUAGUAGCCGUACUAAAAGGGUCUUAGGGAGCCCCGAGGAUCCACUAGCUUCUGAGCCUGGUGCAUUUGGCUGCUGAUUCUAGGUCCUAUCCAUGAACCUCUUUCUGUAUAUCUGAAGGCUGGUAAAAAUAAAACAGGAUUAAAUACCAA
Molecule: messenger RNA, 1872 nt
Organism: Rattus rattus (black rat)
Lineage: Eukaryota; Metazoa; Chordata; Mammalia; Rodentia; Muridae
Gene: Hoxb7
Product: homeobox B7
Exons: 2
Coding region: 677-1336 (219 amino acids)
Biological process (GO): regulation of transcription by RNA polymerase II
Cellular component (GO): nucleus
Molecular function (GO): DNA-binding transcription factor activity, RNA polymerase II-specific; RNA polymerase II transcription regulatory region sequence-specific DNA binding
Source: RefSeq, a predicted model, not a curated record